AUGCCAGACACUCUCGACGGAGCCAGGCCCAAAGACGAGGAGGAGUUGGAGCUAGAGAAGCUUGUUUUCGGUGACAAUGCCGGAUUCGAGGCCAACCUCCGAAAAAUCGAGAAUCUCUACGGAUCCUCAGACGAUGAACAGGAAGCCAUGGAGAGCUUCAGCGAAGGAGAGAGUGAAAAUGAAGAAGAGGAAGACAUGUUUUUCCUUGACGAUGGCGGAGACGCCAGCAAUUUCCAUGAAGUCGAAACCAAGGAUGAAGAUGGCAUGGACGUGGAUGAAGAUGAGGCAGUAUGGCACGAUUCAGAUGACGAAAAACACACCGUUCUGGUGAUCAGCGACCGUCUGAAGAAGCUCAGGCAGCUGCACGAAGAAACCGCUCUUCUGGCGCCCGCGUAUGUUGCCAGACUCAGAGCCCAGUUUGAAAAGAUCUUUCCCAGACCUUCUUGGGCUGAUGAAACCACACAAAUAGAAGACGGCAGCGACGCCGAGAACAUAGACAGCGACGAGGACAGCGGGGUUGAUCUCGGCAAGAACAUCAAGGGAUUGACGCAGCUCCUAAGUCUGAACCUGAAGUACGUCAAGCUGAAAACUGCGCUUCUUCUGCCUACCAAGAUUCUGAUUUCCAGACUCAAGGACGCCAACAUUGCUCGUCGUGGCCAGGGUCCUAUCCUUGCCAUGAGCUUCCACCCGCUGCAUCCCCUUCUUCUCACAGGCGGUAUGGACAAGACGUUACGAAUCUUCAACAUAGACGGAAGAACCAACAAGCUUGUGUCCACCGUUUUCUUCAAAGAUGUGCCCAUAAGAAGCUGUCAGUUUUCGCCUGACCCCAACUCCAGUCUUGUCUACUCCUCCGGCAGAAGACGUUACAUGAGCAGAUGGGAUACCACCACUGAAGCAGUUGACAAGGUGCUGAGAAUGUACGGUCAGGAAGAAAGCCAGCGUUCCUUCGAGUACUUCAAAAUCAGUCCUAAAGGCACCUUCGUGGCGUUGCUUGGUUCCAACGGCUACGUCAACCUUAUAAACAGCAGAACUACCCAGCUCCACAGGGCAUACAAGGUGGACGGCUAUGUUGCCGACUUUGAAUUCACAAAAGACGAGAAGCACCUCAUAGUGGCGAACUUCGCCGGCGAUGUAUGGGAGUUUAAUCUCCUGGCUCCCGACAUCGAGAUUGUUCGUCGUUGGAGCGACUCUUCUGCGGUUGCAGUUACAAAAAUCGCCCUUGGUGGCCCCACAGACCGCUGGCUUGCCAUCGGCACGAAAAGCGGUGUCGUCAAUCUUUUCGACCGUACGACCUUCACCAAUGGCCAGAAUCCAAAGCCCUUCCGCAGCGUCGGCAAUUUGGUCACCCAGGUUUUCGAAGCCAAAUUCUCCCCAGAUGGCCAGAUCUUGUGUGUGGCUUCAAAGCAAAAGAAGGACGCCCUCAAGCUCAUUCACAUGCCGCUGGGCACGGUUUUCGCCAACUGGCCUACGGCAGCCACACCCUUGGGUAGAGUGACUUGCGUGCAAUUCACUCCAAACAGCCAGAUGUUGGCCAUCGCCAACGACACCGGAAAGGUCACUCUCUGGCGCUUGGACCACUAUUAG
Messenger RNA from Candidozyma duobushaemuli, 1584 nucleotides. It is a transcript of the gene UTP18, whose product is annotated as Utp18p. Gene Ontology annotation, biological process: rRNA processing. The record is from RefSeq and is a predicted model, not a curated record. Bases 1 to 1584 code for a protein of 527 amino acids. Gene Ontology annotation, molecular function: protein binding. The transcript has a single exon. Gene Ontology annotation, cellular component: small-subunit processome; Pwp2p-containing subcomplex of 90S preribosome. NCBI's taxonomy places the organism in Eukaryota, Fungi, Ascomycota, Pichiomycetes, Serinales, Metschnikowiaceae.